GCUGGUGAAAGAGGGGGCGGACAUCACCUUCAUCCCCAGCCCGGUGAAACUGGAGGCCAUGCGGAUCAAACAGGAACAAAAACAGGCACAGAGGAAAGCAGCGAACACAUCGUCCAGCUGGAGGUCCACACCACCAUCUGCAGGUGAUUGACCUCACGCUUCCUUCUCGUACCUGAUUCAUGUGAAGUGAUGGCAAUGAAAAAUGUCCGUCGUGGAGGGACAAUACAAUUCUAUACUACGCUAUGUCGAAAAGCCUGUUUAGUCAUUAGACUCAACCAUGUGCGCAGUAUCCCGAGUGAAAUUAAGUCAAUUCAGGAAGAAUGCCUGAAAUUCAGAUUCCAACCCUGACAGUGUUGCUGUUUUUCACUGAAUGAAUGGGUAUCAAAGGGAGCCACAGGAUAUCCUCUUUUCAGACACUAUACCAUCUGCUCUCCAUAAAUAGACAUGCGUCUUUGCUUUGAUGCUAAAUCUGUUUUCUCUUGUUUUUACAAGCCAAACAGAAGCCAAAGCAGACGGAGCAUCUCCCACCCUAUGAUGUUGUUCCCUCCAUGAGGCCGGUGGUGUUGGUGGGGCCCUCCCUGAAAGGCUAUGAGGUAACGGACAUGAUGCAGAAGGCCUUGUUUGACUUCCUGAAACACAGGUUUGAUGGGAGAAUCUCUAUCACACGGGUGACAGCUGAUCUGUCAUUAGCCAAAAGGUCUGUACUGAACAAGAAGGCCAUCAUGGAGAGGUCCAACACACGCUCCAGUCUAGCUGAGGUCCAGAGUGAGAUUGAGAGAAUUUUUGAGCUGGCUAAGACCUUACAGCUCGUAGUUCUGGAUGCAGACACCAUCAACCACCCAACACAACUCCUCAAAACAUCCCUGGCUCCUAUCAUCGUUUAUGUUAAGGUGUCCUCUCCAAAGGUUCUUCAGAGGCUCAUCAAAUCUCGGGGGAAAUCUCAAAGUAAACACCUCAACGUACAGAUGAUGGCAGGAGACAAACUAGCACAGUGUCCACCCGAGAUGUUUGAUGUGAUCCUGGAUGAGAACCAGCUGGAGGAUGCAUGUGAACACCUGGCAGAGUACCUGGACAUCUACUGGCGCGCCACUCACCUGCCCUGUUCCACCCCCCUCAACCCCCUAUUGGACCAAAGCGUGGUCACUCCGCCCUCUGCUAACUCCAGCCAACAGUUCUCAGAGACUCAAGAGUUAAUAGAAUGAUCACUACCUAGCUACCACAGACACAUACCUGGAAGCAGCCACUGAUGUGGUUCAGAGGUAAGGGGUCAGAAGUCCGAGGUCACUGGGGGUCAUGGGGGGACCAGGGGUCCGCAGCCUUCGUUCCUGUCUGGAUAGGCACCAUCUCCACAGGCCUGCCCCUCUCAAUCCUGGAGAGGUAGGAGGUGGACGACAGGGGGACAGGGCAGCUUGCAUCUGAGAAAGACAGAAGGAGGUUGAGGAGCAGUAAGAGGAGCAUGACGAGGAGGAGGAAGAGGAGAACACCCCCCACCCCCUGAUAAAGACGGACCCCCAUCUCCACGCUGCCCCCUGCUGGAGAGUCCUCCCAGAGUCCCCUGACUGAUCCCACAGCCACAUGAUGCUUCUCAGGGCCAAUCACUGCAACAGCACGCAACAGGAAAACAAACCAGAGCAGUGACCGGACCUCCAGCUUGACCCAGACCAAACCCUCUCGCCCCUUACAUCCCCAAAUCUCACUCUUCGCCCCCACCCUAACCCUCACCGCUAUUAGCACUCAAAACCACUUAGCGAUAGCACCCAAACAGUUAUGUAAAACCCACUGAACCAGCCCAUGUGUUUUCACUAAGGGCAGGCCAUUCCAGACACAGAUGGGUUGGUCCAGGUCUGGUCUUAGACAGUUCACACUCUGAAACAACAAGUGUAAUCUAAUGCUUAAUAAUGCUUAGACUGUUGCAUAGUGUGGCAUAGGUCUCUUCCUAAAAUCACUGUCCAAUCGGAAUUUAUGAAUGUGCUUAGAGUACAGUACAGUAGGGUAGAGUACAGUACAGUAGGGUAGAGUAUAGUACAGUAGGGUAGAGUACAGUAGCCCCCCACAAUCAACAACUCCUCUCUUUAAAGCUCUAAGGCUUCUUACGCUUUCUAAAGAUGUACUGAGGAACAUGGCAAUGAAGGACAAUGACAUAUCUCCCAUAUUUAGAAACCACUUCUGGAUGGCUUCCGCCACCACCAUUUUCUGUGAGUCGCCAUUAAAAGAUUGGACCAAAUUGUUUGCUGUAAUUAGGGCACACUGGGCACCACCGUGUUCCGAUGUGUUCAGGCACCUGGUCAGUACCGUAUGUAAUGACCAGAACUGUUCUCUUCCUUUAUUGCUUGCGUUCUCUUGCUUGACAGCUUUUUUUUUUUCAUGGCCUGUUUGGUAUUGUGUUCCCGUAACAGACUGGUAUUGUAGGCCUUAUAUGGUGACACGGAGGAAUAAAGUAUGCAUGAAUCAAAGCACAUCAAAGCACAAACUUGCACAUUGCCAUCUACAGCUCUUGUGUAUCUUUAUCAUGUUUCAACAGAAUGUAUCAACAGGAGGUCAGAGUAGCUUAGCCAUUAAAUUCACCAAUCUGAACGCAGGCAGGCACCCAGAUAGGAGUCAGAUCACGCACGUUGUUUAUUUAUUUAUUUUUAUGACCAAAAACAUCAUCAGUACUUGAGGAGAUUCAUUAACCAUUUGUAAGUUCAAAACAUUUAGGGCACACAGAAAAACUCUCCCUAAAACCAAUUCCAGUUUCUCCUUAAUGUAUUCUUGCAUGCCUGAUCACUGUACAGCCCACAUUACAGGACUUUACUGUAUCUCUCCUCCCACUGUUCAACCUGUCAGGAUCCAACCUGCUCUCUCCUCAGAAACUACAUAACACUCAACAUAUAUAAGCAGUUGAUUGCGACUUCUGAUAACAAGUUCAGUUUAAGUUCUGAUAAAAAAUUGUAGUUAAAGUCCCAGCACUUCAAUGAUGAGUAGCCUAUAAAGACUAUGCUUCCACAAUAAUUCAGUUCUCAUGAAUUAUGAUGUAAAUCUACCUAUCCACCUGUUCCACUGUUAUCCAAGCUUGUCCGUUUCACUUCCUGUUUUUCUUUUGUUGGGAGCGAGGGACCUCUAGUGUUGGGCUUGUGUCAUGACACCCGAAGUAACACGUUACUGAAUGUCAUCCAACGUAAUACCAUCGCCCAAAUGUCAACUCAUGUAUCUGAAUAAAAUAGAUAUGUUCACUAGUACAGUGCUCUGCUUGAGGACAAGGAGAAUGAUGAUAUGUUGCCAAUAUGUAGAUCAAAAACUAUUUUUAUGAGCUUCCAACCCUUACAGGAGCUACAUGUACAUUUUUGCAUUGUAGUAAUACACACCUGAAGCUUUCCCAAGCAAACAAGACCAUAAAUCACAGCGCAGGAUGCAUCUCACUAUAGAAAAACACACACGUGCCAUUAAUUGAUCAUUGUUGCUAUAUCAUUACAAAACUGUAUAUGACUUACGUGAAUUACUACCACAGUUAUUUAAUCGAAGGUAUGUGCAUGAUAAAUCCUAUUUAUUUUAGUAGAAGCACAUAUUUAUUUUACAAGUAGAAGGGCUUUACAGGAUCAUAGUCAGUCACUGGAGCUUUUCACAUCUCAUUCUGAAGAGAAAAUGAACUGAUGACUUGCGUAGCCAAUUAAUUACAUUAUGUAUGCACUCUAACGUCACUUACAUGUAUUGUAUAAUUAAUAUUCAUUCUCAGUUCUUCCUCAGUGAUAACAAGGUGCACAAAAUCUAUAAACUGUUGACAGAAAAUCAUCUGGAAAAUGUACUGUAGGUCUACUUGAUCAUGUCUUCAAAGCCUCAUAAGCAUGUAUUUAUACAUAAAUUGUGUAUUUUCUCCAUUUUUAGUAUGAAACGUGGAAUCUGUCCAAAAUGGCACCAUUUUCCCUUUUGCCAUUUUCCCUAUAUAGUACAAAAUAUAGGAAAUAAGAUGCCGUUUCAGAUGCAACCACAGUAGUUAUUUGGAACCAUCUUGAGUAUUGCCUCUAUUGAUUGACCCCUAACCCAACAUGUUACAAUUUUGAGAAAUUGUGUGAAGCCUGGCUUAUACUUAGUCUAAGGAUAUGUCUGUAGACCACUAGAUGGCGACCUCAGACAGUCAGUCGUUAGACAUACUGUAACGUAACCUUGAGACUUGAGAACUACAAAACAUACACACCAACCAAGCACAGUUCUACCACUGAAACACAACAAUCAGCAUCGAUACCACUUGCAAAUAUGACAUUUUUCAUGCAAGUAAUUUAUAUAAAUAACAAUAUAAGUCAAAUUGAUGGAUAUCCAAGGCACAUGUUUUUCACAAUUAUCAAUGCCUAUUGUUUUGCUUUAGUUUUUCCAGACAUACCUAAAUUCUGUAUGCAAUACAAAGUCUUCUAUCAUUGACAAGACAGUAGCUGAGACUAUCAAGACUCCUCUUCUGUUUAAGACGGGGUAAUAUUGCACUAUUUUCAUUUUAUGUCUGCUUUAUAUUUAUAAUGCUAAGUGCACUAAAUGUAACUCUGCUGUACCCACCACCUACAAUACUGAGUACGAUGUCUGGUGUGAUAACCCAUGUCUAUGACUUCAGAAAAGUCAACAAUUGAAAUGUCCUACUACUGUACCUAAUUAUGUACAGAAUGCAUCUGAUUUCAAUAGCACAUUAGGAAAAAUAAGAAACAAAAUAAAUAAACUGAACGUUUUAUUGA
Messenger RNA from Oncorhynchus tshawytscha (Chinook salmon), 4694 nucleotides. RefSeq names its product calcium channel, voltage-dependent, beta 3b (gene cacnb3b). The record is from RefSeq and is a predicted model, not a curated record. Lineage: Eukaryota; Metazoa; Chordata; Actinopteri; Salmoniformes; Salmonidae. Gene Ontology annotation, cellular component: voltage-gated calcium channel complex. Gene Ontology annotation, molecular function: high voltage-gated calcium channel activity. The transcript is spliced from 10 exons. Gene Ontology annotation, biological process: chemical synaptic transmission; calcium ion transmembrane transport; regulation of voltage-gated calcium channel activity. Bases 549 to 1202 code for a protein of 217 amino acids.